Aethina tumida (small hive beetle) is the source of this 3334-nucleotide messenger RNA. It is a transcript of the gene Pp2C1, whose product is annotated as protein phosphatase 1D. The transcript is spliced from 7 exons. Gene Ontology annotation, cellular component: cytosol; nucleus. Lineage: Eukaryota; Metazoa; Arthropoda; Insecta; Coleoptera; Nitidulidae. Gene Ontology annotation, molecular function: mitogen-activated protein kinase binding; cation binding; protein serine/threonine phosphatase activity. The record is from RefSeq and is a predicted model, not a curated record. Gene Ontology annotation, biological process: protein dephosphorylation. The coding region runs from base 131 to 2311 and encodes 726 amino acids.
CUUUGACACACUUUAAACACGACAAUGACAGUUAUUUCACAAACAAUUCCCAACAGGUUCGAACAACAACAAUAUUGCAUGUGAUCGUUAUUGUUUUUUAAGUAGCGAAGGUGUGCAGUGAGAUGAGAGGAUGCCCGCGUCGAUAGGUGUGAAUUUACGUGUGACCGGCCACUGCAGGCAGGGCGGCCGCAAAUACAUGGAGGACUAUUUCACGGUCGCCUAUCAGCAGACCGACGACGAAAAGGAUUUGGAGUACGCGUUCUUCGGCAUCUACGAUGGGCACGGGGGCGCCGAGGCCGCGAUAUUCGCCAAGGAGCAUCUGAUGGAGACCAUCAUCAGGAACAAGAACUUCUGGUCGGAUGAUGAUGAGGAUGUGCUACGGGCCAUCAAAGAGGGGUACAUCUCCACGCAUUACGCGAUGUGGCGCGAACAAGAAAAGUGGCCAAAGACAGCGUCAGGUUUACCGAGUACCGCAGGAACCACUGCCAGUGUGGCUUUCAUAAGGCGUGGCAAAAUAUACAUUGGACACGUUGGUGAUUCUGGAAUAAUUCUAGGUUAUCAAGAUCCGGAUAGCACAAACUGGAAAGCCAGGCCCUUAACCAGGGACCACAAGCCGGAGAACGCCGAAGAAAUGACCAGAAUCGAGAACUGCGGCGGCAAAGUCGUGGCCAAGUCGGGCGUACCACGAGUGGUGUGGAACCGCCCCCGGAUAGGGCACAAAGGACCGGUCCGCCGUUCCACCCCCAUCGACGAGAUCCCCUUCUUGGCCGUGGCCCGGAGUUUGGGCGACCUGUGGUCCUACAACUCAGCCCUGAACCGCUUCGUCGUGUCCCCCCAUCCGGACUGUACGGUGCUAAAGAUCGACACCACCACCCACCGUUGCCUGAUCUUCGGCACCGACGGUCUGUACAACAUGAUCAGCCCGCAGAUGGCCGUGCUGAUCGUGCAGCAUGCGGAACGCCACAACGAACAGGCGGCGAUGAGCGACUUCAAGAAGUCCUGGCAGAACCCGAGCAAAAUGCUGGUGGAGCACGCCCUGCAGCGGUGGCACACCACCAAGAUGCGGGCCGACAACACGUCGGCCAUCACCUUGAUGCUGGACCCGCCCGGGCCACCGAGGGCGCAGGUGCUCAAGGACCGGAAGAAGGCUGCGUAUCCGGACCGUGGACUCAAGAUAGUCACCCGCUACGAGGACGGGGACAACUCCAACUGUCUAAACGAGGCAGAACUCGACAAUCAAAUGGAUACAACCAUUGAACCGGAGACGGAAAACGCCCAACCAUCUACAGACGAGAACGCCGCCCCCAUACAAAAGCCGCCGCCGGUGACCUGUGCCCCGGAACUGCCCUCCGUCACGUCCAGCGACAGCCCCGCCACCACCUCAACUAGUUUCCCCCUGAAAGAACGGAACUUCGUGCCCAAGCCGAGGGAGAGCACCAGCUUCGACCCGCGCGAGACUCGCCCCAGUCCCGACCACCUGAACGCCGCCACCGACAAGGAGAACCAGUCGUUCGCCGCCCCCGACGACUCGAUCCAAAUACACGAGAUCUCGUCCAGCUCGAACGACCUGGAAGUGUGCGACACCACCACGGAGACGGAGGUGGUGAAGCACAACCUGCGAAGCUCCAGCAAGCCCAAGUCGUCGCCCCAGGUGGAGGAGCAGCACAAGAACACCAAACAACUGAAACGUAGGUGCGCCAGCGAGGAAAACGUGGUGCCUAGGAAGAGCAUGCGUCUGGAGGACAUACAGAAGAACUCCCCCAAGUGGAUGGACGACAGACCCAAAGCCACGCGUUCGUCGCUGAGUGCGAAAGCGUCCAAAAUGAGCAUCGCCCAGAAAAUACUGAAGAGCAAGAAGCUGUCGUUCAAAAAGAAGGACAAAAUCAACAAGAACCUGACCAAGAGUAAGAUACAGUUGGUGUUGGAGACUGUCAAGAGGGUGCAAAAGAAAAUGCCGGUGGUGGAGAAGAAGCCGAAAGAAGUUAAGAAGCCUGUGGCAGUCAAGAAGGCACUAACGGAGCAGAGAACUAAGGUGGUGACGGGCAAGCUGUCGAACCAUUUCCAAAGACGCUCCCUCCGUGCUACACAAAGGAAGCCCCAAACUGGUACAAACGCCGCUCACAAACCAAGUGAUAAAAGUGCAAAGAUAGUUUUAAGAAAUAGUAAAGCUGGAACGUCGCCUGCCGCCGAACGGACGGGGCUGCGGAAGCAGAAGCCGGAGAAACAGGAGACCAAGGUCAAGACGCUGCGGAAACAGAUCCAGCAGAAGACGGCGACGUUGAAGAGACGUGUGAUCAGCUCACGCAAAUGAAUUUUAUGUAGAAACGACAGAGAGAGAGAGAAGAGGAUAUUUUUUAUUGUAUAGUUUUUAUAGAUUUUAUCGAUAUAUUUGGCGGCUGAAGAUGGAUCGGACUGUAAUUGUGUGGGGAGCACCGACUGACGUAACUCAUUUUGUAGUUUACACCCUUUAUGAUUGGUUCGAUCAUGUUUUACAGCACAUAACGGACUACAAAAUGGGAAUACGAGCUCGGCCACCUCCUGAAUAUUGCCAAAUUUUGAUUUGUACAGAAUGAUGAUUGUUUUAGAUCGAUUGAUUUUCGGCCACUGCCAAGAUAAACGUGAUUUUUAUUGUAAAAAUGUACUGAUAAUUUGUGACUUUCUAAAACUGUGGGUAGUUUCACCUGUUGAAAUGUUUAUUGUUACUUUACGUAUAAUGGAAAUUGUUUUGCCCCCAUGAAUUUCACAAAGUCUUUCAGAAAUUAAGUUUAACUGAAUUCUUUUACUUUAUAUUAUUAUGGCGAAAAGUGAAAAUAUCCACACCAGUCAAAUUGUUAUUAAUUUAAGUUAGAUAUAAGAUUCUUGUUAUUUUUCUACAUAUCUACUAUAUUGUAUAGUACCUCCUUUCGUAGUUCUUGAACUUUUAAUGGUUUAUUUAUUUAAUGGAUUUUUUGUUUGCUGUGUUUUAUUCGAUUGAUAAUCAACAGAUUGAUUAAUUCAAAAGUGAUAGUUCUCUAAAUACGGAUUAAGUGUAAUUGCAUGGUCUCAGGGAAGAUGAGUUUACUAAAGAAUAAUCCGUGUUUGAUGUUCUUUUGAAUUCUGUUUUAGUUGACAAUUAAAUCUACUUAUGUGUUAACAAGUGUUCAUUUUCAUCAUAAUUGUGAAAUCACAAUUUAGUUUAAUAUUUUAUGGCUAUUUUAAACCUGCGAGUUGAUUUUUUCAGAAUAAAUCUGUGCCUUCGGUUACCAAAAAAAAAGCAAAAAAUAUAAAUCUGCAGUACGUUUAGGCAAAAGAGUUAUAUUUGUAAGAAAUUUAUUAAAUAAAUUUAUAGUUCGAU